GUGUCGAUUGCAUUGUAUGACACAAGGACCAUGACAAUUUGAUUGUGCCAAUUUAGUUUGUAUACAUACCAAGACGUCUUGGAGAACGAAAACAUUCAUCUUUUGGAAACAGAAAAAAAUUAUAUCGAUAAGAGCUUGAUCACACAGAUGUUCAUAUCUCCGACAUCAGAUGGUACUAUUUAUGAGUGGAUGGCUCCAAAUUCUCAAAUGUUGUGUGCAAAUUUCCAGUGAACGGAAUUAUUGCAUUAUAUCAUUUAUUAGGACAUUGGAUACAUUUCAACAUUCUGUAAUCAGAGAGACUGCUGGUGAAAUUUGUGUCCUUAUUUAGUUUUCACGUGAAACAACUUUCGUUUUCGAUACACGCAACAAAACGGAACGUUCUCAUCCACCGCUCUCAGUGUCGACAGAUUAUCAGACAUGCAGAAGGUUUAUUUCUUUGUGCCUAAUUUGAUUGAUUAUGUGCGGAUUAUUUUAACUCUAGCGUCGUUUUACAACAUGACGCGUAGGCCACUUCUUACUGUUGCACUUUAUUUCACCGGUGGAAUAAUAUUAGACGUUGCAGAUGGAGUAUCAGCCCGAUACUUUGAUCAAUGUUCCAAAUUUGGAGAGUUGUUGGAUGUUCUUCUUGACAGGUGUGGUAGAAUAGGAAUGAUGAUGGCAUUGUGUACCUUCUACCCUCAACACCUGUUUUUAUUACAGCUGCUGGUUUGCUUAGAAGUCACAGGGAGUUUUGCAAAUCUUUACAGAUGUGCGCUAAUAACACAUUCAGUUGAUGUUUCUGCAAAGACACGCUCGCAAGAUCCAUGGCUGGUGAGGAUUUUCUUUAAGGAACCCAUUACAACACUAGUAAUUGUUGGCCAAGACGUCUGUGUUGCUAUGCUGUAUCUCCUUCACUUUUCUCCAGGACCGAUGGUUUCCCUUGGUGGAACCGCGCACAGUCUUUGGAUGCUACUGGCUCAGAUUUGUUCUCCUUUUUUAAUCUAUCGUCAAGUGAUUGUCUGUUUCCUUUUGCUCCUUCGAUCACUUGGUGACUUAGCUGAACUGCAUCAUCAGCAACCGAGAAGCGAUAAAAAACCUAAGUGAUAGCAGUAACGCAAGUAUACAUUACUGCGAUCAAGGAUGAAAAUA
Molecule: messenger RNA, 1128 nt
Organism: Pocillopora verrucosa
Lineage: Eukaryota; Metazoa; Cnidaria; Anthozoa; Scleractinia; Pocilloporidae
Product: CDP-diacylglycerol--inositol 3-phosphatidyltransferase
Biological process (GO): phosphatidylinositol biosynthetic process
Cellular component (GO): Golgi apparatus; membrane
Molecular function (GO): CDP-diacylglycerol-inositol 3-phosphatidyltransferase activity
Source: RefSeq, a predicted model, not a curated record